This is a messenger RNA of Lactuca virosa, 700 nucleotides long. The record is from the annotation of a GenBank genome assembly. NCBI's taxonomy places the organism in Eukaryota, Viridiplantae, Streptophyta, Magnoliopsida, Asterales, Asteraceae.
GGUAACCCGAAAAGCGUUCUAUUAGGGUUUUUAUAGCCUUGGCCUGGUACUUCUCUUUUAGCGCCUCCGUCUUCCUCCUCUGCUACAGAUUUCAAAACCCUAGGUAAGGCGUAAGCGAGAGAGGCAAAAAAAUGGUCGACAAGACUAAAGGAAGAAAGGAAGAAGUGGUGACCAGGGAGUACACCAUUAAUCUCCACAAACGUCUCCAUGGAUGCACUUUUAAGAAGAAGGCUCCAAAGGCAAUCAAGGAGAUCAGGAAGUUUGCACAGAAAGCCAUGGGGACAACUGACGUGAGAGUGGAUGUGAAGCUUAACAAAUACGUAUGGAGUAGGGGAAUCAGAAGUGUUCCCAGAAGAGUUAGGGUUAGAAUUGCUCGCAAGAGGAAUGAUGAUGAAGAUGCUAAAGAAGAACUUUACUCACUUGUUACUGUUGCUGAGAUCCCAGCUGAAGGGUUGAAGGGUCUUGGCACCAAGGUUAUUGAUGAUGAAGAUUGAUUUAUUCAUCUUGGAAUAUGUGAUUUUUGAUAUUUGGUACUUCUGUUAUGAUUUUAGUGUUUUAUGUUUUGUUGAGGAUUACAACUUUUUAUGUGAUUGAAAGAUUUUCAUACUUUGUUUCUUUUGAUUUAUUUUUAAACCUUUCGAAUUCUGUCCUAUUUUAUGGCUAAAAAUUUGUUAUAUCAUUUGUUUAUUGGGUUUGGGUU